GCCCCACUCGGCAAAGUCGAUUGGCCGUCGCUCGACGGCUCCUUUCACCCCAUUGGCGCGUCCCUCCGGCCCCGCCCCCGAGCGCGGUGCCGGUCCCCGAGCGCGGCCCCGGAGCCGGGGCAUGGCCUCGCCUGGCCUCGCUGUGCGGAGGAAGAGCCACCACGGCUCUGCCCGCAAGCGGAGCCGCACCGUCACCCUGGCGCAGCCCAGUGCCGCCGCCUCGCCUGUAGAAUCCAAGAGGCCGAGCGGGGCCGGCGCGGCGGAGGCGCCGUGCAGUAACGAUAGUGAAGAUGAUCUGUUCGGUGACUAUGACAUGGAAAGCUUUUAUGGAAAGGAUUCUUUGCUGGCUCAAAUGGAUGAUGCGGAGCACAAAUACCUGCAGGAUGAGAAUAUGGAUGUUACAGCAGCUAAAGACAUACCUGGGAAUCUUCAGCCAGGAAUUCACCAGAAGAAACAAAAUAACAUUAUUACCUCAGAAACUGAGGAAGAGCAUGGUUUCCAAAUGAAUGAAAAGGACCAUGUGGAUAUCUGUCCAGAAUCAAGUGAAUCUGUUUUUGAUGAAUUGCCAUCAUCACAACUUUUGUAUUUUGAGAAAAUGGAUGAACUUUCUUCUGGUUCUAGAAUGUAUGCAGGCACAGAUAGGAGGGUUGAAUGCACAAGUUCUUCCUCAGACAAAGUCAGGAGUCCAUCAUUUUUAUGUCCUGAUGCUGAACACGAGAACAGAACUACUGACUUUUCCUCAGACUCCAAAUGUGAUUUACUUAAAACUGAAAGUCUUAAAGACCAUCUGAAAAGUGCUAUGACUGGAAAUGCCAAAGCCCAGACUCUGCAGGUCUCUAAGACCAAGCAGCUUAAAGAAGCUGUUUUAAUAGAGGAGAUUUUUGUUGCUAGUAAAACUAUUGAAUCUUCUUCUGUUGAUAUAGGCCCCUUUUAUGGAUUACCUAGUAAAGUUAAAGAUCUACUCAGACAGUUUCGAGGAAUCGAAACACUUUAUGAAUGGCAGCAUGAUUGCUUAACAUUAGAAUCUCUACAGCAAAGAAAGAAUUUAAUAUACUCGCUGCCGACCAGUGGUGGAAAAACACUUGUAGCUGAAAUAAUAAUUCUCCAAGAAUUACUCUGUAGGCAGAAAGAUGUUCUGAUGAUCCUGCCAUAUGUUGCCAUUGUCCAAGAAAAGAUUAAGGCUUUAUCAAGCUUUGGGAUAGAAUUGGGUUUCCUGGUUGAAGAAUAUGCAGGAAGUAAGGGAAGAUUUCCGCCAAUCAAGAGAAGGAUAAAAAAGUCUCUUUAUAUUGCUACUAUAGAAAAAGGACAUGCUCUAGUGAAUUCCUUGAUUGAAACAGAAAGAAUUGGUGACCUUGGUCUGGUUGUAGUAGAUGAGUUGCAUAUGCUUGGCGAGGGAAGUCGUGGGGCAACACUGGAAAUUACUCUUGCGAAAAUUCUUUAUACUAGCAAAAAUACGCAAAUCAUUGGAAUGAGUGCAACUUUAAAUAAUGUUGGAGACCUGCAGAAGUUCCUGCAAGCGGAGUACUAUACUAAUAAUUUUAGACCGGUGGAACUGAAGGAGUAUGUAAAGAUACGAGACACCAUUUAUGCAGUGGACAGCAAAACAGAAAAUGGCUUUACUUUUUCACAUUUCCUUAAUUUUAAGUAUUCCAGUAAUCUGGAGAAAGCAGAUCCUGACCACAUCAUUGCACUGGUUACUGAGGUUAUUCCUAAAUAUUCCUGCUUAAUCUUUUGUCCUACUAAAAAGAACUGUGAAAAUGUGGCUUCAAUGGUGUGCAAGUACCUCAACAAAGAAUUUAGAGUUUUCAGGGAGAAAGAGAAACAAGAUCUUAUCAAGAACCUAAAGAGUAUUGGAAAUGGAAGUAUCUGUCCUGUUCUGAAGCAAACGAUCCCUUUUGGUGUGGCCUAUCACCAUAGUGGCCUUACAAAUGAUGAAAGAAAAAGCAUAGAGGAAGCCUAUUCUGCAGGUGUCCUGUGUCUAAUUGCUUGCACAGUGACUUUAGCUGCUGGAGUGAACCUGCCAGCUAGACGGGUGAUUCUGAGAGCUCCUUAUGUUGCUAGUGACUUCCUGAAGAAGAACCAGUAUAAGCAAAUGAUUGGCAGAGCUGGUCGAGCUGGUAUUGACAGUGCUGGAGAAAGUAUUCUCAUAGUGCAAGAAAAAGACAAGCGCCUGGUUCAGGAUCUAGUUCACAGUCCUUUGGAGAACUGUUACAGCAAUCUUUUGCUGGAGCUGACCAAGGGAAUGCAGAGUCUGCUGUUAUCUUUGGUUGGACUGAAGAUAGCAGUUACCUAUGAGGAAGUCAACAAUUUUAUGCGCAAUACAUUGCUGGGUGUUCAGCAGCAGCUGCUGUCUAAAGACAAGAGCCUCUCAGAGAUAAUUAAAGAUGGGCUAGAAAGUCUAAUAGAAAAAGGACUCCUAAAAGGAAGAAUAUCUGAGAAGGACCACAAUUCCAAGUGCACGAUAACAGUUACACCGUUGGGUAAAGCUACAAUUAAAGGGUCUAUAGACUUGGCAUACUGCAAUCUUCUUUACAGAGAAUUGAAGAAAGGUUUGGAAGGGCUGGUACUUGAGAGCAAUCUUCAUGUUCUUUAUCUGGCAACUCCAUAUGAUUUGACUUCUAACUGUAGCCCAGAUUGGAUGAUAUACUUGAGACAGUUCAGUCAGCUAAGUGCAGCAGAGCAAAAAGUAGCAGAUAUUGUGGGAGUACCUGAAAGCUUUAUUACAAAAAAGGCUUCUGGUCAAGCCAUCAGAAAGAAAGUGGACAGUGCUGUGGUAAACAGGCUCUACCUGUCGUUUGUGCUUUAUACCCUCCUGAAAGAGAUGAAUGUGUGGAGUGUUUCAGAGAAAUUUAAUAUGUCCCGGGGAUAUGUGCAAAAUCUACUUAGUUCUGCUGCAUCAUUCGCCUCCUGUGUUCUACAUUUCUGUGAGGAACUAGAAGAAUUCUGGGUUUAUAAAGCCUUGCUGGCAGAACUUGCCAAGCAGUUGACAUACUGUGUUAAGACAGAACUCAUCCCUCUGAUGGAGGUAGCAGGAGUUCUAGAGGCACGAGCAAAACAGCUUUAUAAUGCAGGAUACAGAACUUUAGCGCACUUGGCUAAUGCGGAUCCAGAAACUCUGGUCAAGAUGAUUGAACACUUGCCACGACGACAAGCCAAACAAAUAAUUUCAUCUGCAAAGAUGCUGCUGAGUGAAAAAGCUGAGGCUUUACAAGAAGAAGUUGAAGAACUCCUAAAGGUGCCUACAGAUAUCCCAGCGAACUACUGAAUAACUGGUUAAAUUAAUCAUGAAUCCCCAAAUCAGGGUAUUUUUACAUUUUUAACUUGCCUGUGUAAUGCUGCUGUAAUUGUAAUAAAUAUUUAAUGUCUUUGUAUACAUCAGUUUUGUGUGAGUUCCGAGUUCAGAGUGUUUCCUGGUAAGUUUGAAGGUUUUCACUACGAACCUCUUGAGUGAUAGAUUAGAAUUAAAAGAUGUGAUCUUAAUUAGUUCUUGGUUUUAGACGUAGCCCUGAGACUGCUUUGGGGUCUGGACUGCCUGACUGGUGCUUAUUUCUGCCUAGAGCUUAUGAUCAUAGCUGAAUUAAGUACCUUUACAUUUGAAGUUCCUUGUACUCUAGGAAGUACUAAUGGAAGGAGAGAGAGAGCUGUAAUUCGUAACAAAGAAGUUGCCCCAGAGUUGUGUAAGAAAUGGUCAAUGAUUCCUAGUUUAACCCUUAUUAAAAGAUGCAAAUAUCAAAUUUGUAUUCCGUCUCUGGCAGUUCCUUCAGAGAAUUCUUUCAGGAUGCUUCUGUAGCAGUCUUCCGAAUAGAAAGUUUUAUUUUUUUAAACGUUUAUAAAUUUCUUCCUUAAAUGUGAACACUAAUAAAGAUGAAGGCUUGAAGAACUGUUCUUUGAGAAGCCAUAUCCGGUUCUGAGGCUUUGUGUGCACACCAGUCAUUCUAGUUAAGAUUUUUAAAGGUAUCUAAAGUUAGGCUUCAUGAAAGUAGUGUUUUGAAUAUGCCUGAAACUUCUUCGGUUGUGACAUAGUAAAUUCCUUGUCAAAGCUGAUAUGUAGUCUAUGCUAGAGCACUGCACAUUAAGAAAGGCUUGAAAGCUGUGACAGACUGCUGGAUGAAAUCAUGGUGCAUAUUGACAACCUGUAUAUUGACACAUUUAAAUAUGGCACUUCUAUGUGAAAUCAGAUGUCAGUAAAGGAAAAGUAAGGUAAUCCUUAGUAAAUUCUUUUUAUUCAGCUUAGGUUUAAUUGUGUUUGGAUUCUAGAGAUAAACAGGAAUGUUUUUAAGUCCACUGAGGGUGUUAGAGGUCAAAAACAUCACUGAAAGGGGCUGCAGUGAAAAGUUGAUGAAAAGCUUAGUAUUUUACUGCUUGUUUUGUUGUUGCACUAAGGAAAUCCUAGGUAGCAAAUGAACAAAUUAUUUCUAAGCCUUCAUUUGGCAGAACCAUGCCUCUAAGACCAUAAUUAUUAGACUUCAUAGUGGCUUAUGAAUUUUGGAUAGGUGAAAUAUUUUGAGUUCAUUCCAUAUUAAAUAGGGUCAAGAAUUUAAAACCAGCACUUUUCAGAAGCAGCAUGACUCAUUUCCACUUCUAGACUCAGUACCUGCAGGGGAAUCCUCUUACUGAUACUUCUGUGCCUAAGGCACAAAUAAAUGGGUUUGAAAUCAUGAGAACAUAUUAAGGUGGAUCUAAUGAGAAGGUAUAACUUGCCCUUGAGCAGAAGCAGUAUUUGUUGUGAUUUGAAGUUAUCUAAGUCUGUCUUUUGAUGCCUUGCCCUUCUAAUCAACAGAUAUUUUUGACCAAAUGAUAGGUAAUAAUAAAUUCUCUAUUGGUUUAUUUGAAUUAUCCUCAAAAGACAGAAGAUCCUCGCUCCAGCAUAAAUAUGAGUAAAUUUCUAAUAGGCUGAUGUCAUAUGCAUGUAGGAAAAUCUUAGUGAUGCCUUUAAAGACUAACCAGCUGCUCUAGAAGUUUAUUUGUGUUCAACAAUAUUCUUUGAAAGCUUGGAACAGUCUUGUUUGGUUUUGGGGGCAAAACCCAGCAAAUUACCAUAAAAUUAUUCACUGAGUACUGAGUUAUUGCUAUAACUGAUGUGGAAAUAGUCCAUUUGAGUGCUUAUGGGAAUAGUUAGCCUUUAACUACUAGCACAUUAGUGUCCAUGCUAAUUAAUUUUAUUUAAUUAAUUUUAUUUUUAUAUUGUGGAGGAGAGCUGGAAAAAUAAUUAUUCCAAUGCAUCUGUCCAUCGCUGGGUCACUGAACUCCCGUCCUCUCACUUGUACGUUAUGGUAAUAGCUGGCACUGUUGCAAGAAAAGGUUUUGAGACACAUGUUCAGGAAUUAAGUUGAUGAUUCCCUACGAGUGCUGGAGCCCCUUGGAAAAUGGUAGCAAAAACUGGUUUGAAACAAGCAGAUCGCUUCAGAUCUGCAUCAAACUGGUCUAGAAAGAGACUGAGGUUGGCAUUUAUCAUCUCUGCUUCUGAGUUUAUACAGGCUGUGCUUUGCCAGAGGGAUGAAUGUGACUCCCCCACGACUUUCUGUGCGACCUUUGGUAACACCAGAAGUAAAAUGAAUGAAAGCCCUAUGAUUUGCACUAAAACUUUUCUAUGUGUAGCUCAUCUUAUUUUUCUGAAAUCAAACUUUGAAAGCAAGACAGUACACUAUGAUUUCUUUCUUCAGUAUGGAUUCAUGUAUGAUUAAAUGCUCUUAAAAAAAAAAACUAAAAAAGCUUUCUAGCUUUCUUACGUGGGCUUUCCCCUGUAUGGAGAUAGGAGAUGGAUAAAACAGAUGCCGGUCACAGUAAUUUUACACUGCUUGCAGAUGCGCAGGUGCUUCCAUACAGUGCUGGGCUCAUAAAAUGCAGUAUAAAGUGCAGGUAUCAGAAUGGGUGUGUAUCGGUUUGGUAAAUGCCUGUUACAUGUGCUUAUGCUAAGGACGGGUUCAGGAUGUUUUGGAAGGCCAACAUCCCCCUUGGUUCAAGGGGAUGUUUACCUCCAAAAGCCUGUGUUAAAAGGGAAAAAACAACACUGAUUAUCUUAUCUAUGAAAUAACAACAGAUGCUUCAAAGCUAAGGUAGGUCGUAAAAAUAUGCUCUGUAGGAUGUUCCUGCUGAUUUCUUCAUAACCCCUGAGUGAAUUGGAUCAGAGCUAUGGUGUGUGCAAGUCUCUUCAGGUUGCAGCUAGUUCUGGCCUAACACCUUGGUGUGUAUUUCUUAUUCUUUAUGUGUGUUCACUCCACUUCCCAACUCACCUGUAUGGACCAGUUCUUAUGUUUGUGUAAUUCCCUUCCGUCCCUUCCCUGAGUCCCUAAUCCUGUACUAUCAGGAGUCCAUAACUUAAUGGAAACUCCGUAACUUAAUGGAAAUGUACAUAACUUAAUGAAAACUGUUUCUCUGGAAGGACUGGUAAGAGGGUCAGGCUUAGGUUACCGUUUAGCUGUUAAUUUUCAUUGUGUGAAAAACCCAUUGUGUUCCUGUGUUCUGGAAAGCUGCUUCCACGUGAGCUGCUCCUGCUUAGGCAGCUCUUGCUUUGUCCUUCGUUUUAAAGCUUCAUUUCAUCUCUUUCAGCAUGGUGGUCCAGCACUGAGUAUUGGUUGUAAUGAAAGCCAAAUAUUAUCACCUAAAAGCUUUGUCUUCUGAUUAGAAGGGAGGCUGAGAAUUUUCACAGUGCUCUGUUUGGUGUGCUGAGGUGCCAGAACUGGCCAGUAGCCUUGGUAGAAUGAAGCCUUUUGCUAAUGUCUGUGUACACUUCGAAGAGAAGGACUAAAAACUAGACCAAAAAUAUCAUUUGCAUCUCCAAAUAAACAGCAUGUACCUUCUGAGAGUCUCAUAACUAUCUGGUUUCAGAAAUAAAACCAGAUGGGAGUGCUGAGAGCUGUGCAGUGUGUCAGGACAAAGUCUGGCUGGGGGCCUGGGGAUGGAGUGUAAGGAUAGCUUACAAAAAUGUCUUGAUAGGCAUCUUUCUAUGUUUUUCCAGUUUCCAGGCUUUCUUGCCAUCAGCUUUGUCUUACUGUCAACUUCCUGAGGCUUCUUUGUAUAGAAACAUAGAUUAAUUACUGAUCUUAAAGGUCUUUUCCAACCUAAAUAAUCCUGUGAUUACAUGACGGGGGUCAGCUUUGUUCAUCUGCCCAAAUGCUGCCAUGUCACAAUAAUCACUUGCCUUUUGUACAAAUGACACUGCCCUUCUGAAUUCCCUUAAUAUAUACGUCAGGGCUGUACCUAUGCAUCAGUUCUUGGUUCUCGCCCAGGAACAGUGGUGGUUGGACAGCUGAAAUACACAGCUUUAUUUUCAGUUCUUCGUAUUCGUAAAGAUGUUGGAGCGUGGUACUGCUGGGAACAGCAUCGCUGGCGUGAGAGAAGCAGAACUGACUGGUGGAAGCUGCGUGAGCAAGGCAUUUGAAUACCACAAGGCAGGGGCUAGGCUUUCUAUGGAAUGAGGAACUGGGAGGAGGUGCUGCUAUGCAGCUGACUUCAAAACAAUACACAACCAGGUUUAAGUCUAGUCCUGGUUCUGACAUCUUUCCCCUGUAGCUCACAGGGCACCAUUCUAUUUCUGGCCUAGUUUUUCUGAGAGUCUAAAUACUUCUGUGUUGCUCUCCCUGGCAUGGCAAGAUCUAAAAACGUGUGAUAGGAUGUGAAAAAUGCCCAGAUAAAAGCUACCAAUUCCCAUCUGAUGUCUGUGGCUCUUCCAGCAUUACUUCCCAGCUUACAAGUUUUUGCAGCCUGCUCUGCAGGACAUAGCAGUGGCUCCACAUCUUACACAGCCCAGUCCAAGGUCAAGUUACGAAAAGCAAUCCGAAUAUUUUCUCCCAGCUCUUAGGUUGGUGCAAAAAUAAUUGCAUUUUUUUGUCAUUGUAAACUCUGAUGCUUAUUUUGCUGGAAACUUUUAUUUAAGUGUGUUCAUGUAAUAUACCAUUUUAAAGCACAAAAUUCACUCUGCUUGUUUAUGCUAAGGGUUUUAUUUUCACUUUUUAUUUUUUUUUAAACUACUCUGUCCAAUUAAAGAUGGAAAAGAGCAAUUCACGUGGUUUUGUUGUAUGAGUUCAAAAGGGGAUGUAAAGCGGCAGAUGCUGCUAGCACUAUCAACCAAGGAUCACCAUCCCCUGGGCCAAUGAGGCAAUCAUCAAAAACAUAGGUCAACAUUGGUUCCAAAACCUUUGUGAUGGAAACGAGAACCUUGAAGACGAGGAUGGUCACAAAUAUCCUUAUGCGAUGGAUGACAACCUGUUGAGGGCCAGUAUUGACACAGACGCAUGCAAAACAACUCGAGAGGUUGCAGAAGAACUACACAUUGACUAUUCAACAGUUGUUUGGCAUUUUCAUCAAACUGGAAAAUCAAAAAAACUCGACAAAUGGGUGCUGCAUCAGCUGAAUGAAAAUAAAGAAAGUCACCAUUACAAAGUCUGCUCUGCUCUGCUUUUGUGCAACAAAAACUAUUCGUUUCUUGAUCACAUUGUGAUGUGAUGAAAAAUGUGUUCCAUACAACAACCAACAGUGUUCUAUGCAGUGGCUGGACCAAGGUGCAGCACCAAAACAACUUCCCCAAACCAAAGCUGCAUCAAAAGAAAAGCUGUGGUCAGCAAGUGGAAUCAGCCACUACCAUUUCUUGAAUCCCAGUUAAAAAAUAUCACAGCAGAGAAAUAUUGCCAGGAAAUCAUCAAAUGCACCAAGAAUUGCAAUGUUUAUGUACAACAUUGGUCAAUCAAAAAAGACCAGUUCUUCUCUAUGACCAUGCCUGACCACACACCUCACAAAAGAACUCUGCUGAAACUGCAUGCACUGUGCUAUGAAGCUCUACCUCAUCAGACCUCUCUCUCACCAAUCACCACACGUUCAAGCACCUCGAGAACUUCCUGCAAGAGAAGGCUUUCCACAACCAAGCAGCAGCUUGAAGAAUUGAUCAGUUCCAUGACUCCAGGAUUCUAUGCUACCAGAAUAGACAGGCUUGUUACUCAUUUGCAAAAAAUAGGGUAGAUUCUAAAGGUUCUCAUUUCAAUUAAUACAUUUCAUUCUAAGCUGAGAUAUCCAGCUUUAAAGGUAAGAUGGUUAAAAACAGCAAUUACUUUUUGCACCAACUUAUAAAAGCACAACACCUGCUAGAUCCUUCAAUACCUAGCUCUGCACUUGGCAUCUGAAUCCAAAAUGUAGCAUGGACCAUUUGAAAUGCCUACUUUAUGCCUCUACCAUCUGAAAUAUAGCAUAGUGACCCUAAGCACCUCCAUCCAAAGAAGCAUUCCGAUGAACUUAAGUAGUGAAUUCCAACAGAAAAAAAUGGUGUGUGGGCUGCACCUCACCUGACAGCUGUUAGCAUUUUCUGUGCCUGUAGUAAUGACCUUAACCUCGUUUGCAGCAAAGAUUUGCUGUGCCUGGAGCUGCAUCCUUAGAUCCUCCAUUCAUUUGUGGGGCUGUGUACUUGCUGUGGCACUCCAGUCAUCCACUGAUAGAGAGAUUAAUUAUUCCUCUAGCAGAUAUUCUCCUCAGCCUUUCCUGUGGGCAUAGGCAGAUAAUUGGUGGUGCACCACUGAAAUAGGAAGUGUUACCCUGACUAAGAUACUGAGACAGUUGGAAAUAUCAUUGACAUUUCCUUUCCGGCAGAGUCAUGGAUGUGUUUAUCACAAACAGGGUUAAUUUGGUCUAGUUCUUCUUGUUCUGGUGGCAAAUUACUUCAUAGUACAACAAUGUAGAGCAAGUGGGAACAGGAAGGGCCAGGCAGGCGAGCGCUCAAGCCUCACUGAUUAAUGCUGUGACUUUGGUGAGCGUGGGAAGCGCUGCACUUGAGUAAAGUCACAGAUAAGGCUGGACAAUUUGCGGUGUAUUCCAGCAGCUGAUGCCUUUUGAAAACAAACUUGGUAAAAAACAUGGAUGUUUCAAGUGAAAACUGAUGCAGAUUGGAAGUGUCAUAGUGAUGUUAGGCCUAAUUGUUUAAAAACUCUGUAAAUAUUUUAAUGGUGUGUGUAUUAAGCAAUACCCUCCCAUGGCUGCCUCCCAGGGCUCUCCGGCAGAGCUGGCUAUUGCCAAAGGAGAAGGUUGCAGCUCAGACUGGACUGUGCAGGGAGAACCCAUGGGGCAGCCCCAGGAUGUGCUUGAGUCUUUUUUUGUAAAAGCAGUCCCAGGCUGUACAUUGGGUGUUGGAUAUUGUCCACAUAGUACUAGACGCAAGCAUCAAAAGACACAACCAAAUUUGCAAGAUCUUAAGUAAUGAAGCCGAAAAGACAGGCUAGAUGGUGUUUGUAGAACCAUCUGUAAGAGACAGUGAAAUGAACUAUAUAAACUGGAUUUGAUAGUAAUUAAAGCAGAUGCCGCAAUUGUUAUGACUAUUAGAUGUGAAAGUAAAAUAAGAUCUCUUAAGGAAUCAGCAAAUGAAAAAGAUAAAAAAAUAUGAACAUCUGAACAAACAAAUAUGGGAAUUAACAAAUACAUCUUCUGUCAAAUCUGUAGGCUUCCCCCUAGGUACACGUGGAAAGUGGUGUACAGGCAGCUUUGAGGUAUUAUUGGAAAUGGAACUCUUGUUCCCAACAAGAGAAAAUUACAAAACGUCUGUCGAAUACAGUGUUAUUCUCAUCUGUGGAUAUUAUACACAUCUUCACCAGCAAAUCACGUUUAUCACAUGACUAA
Molecule: messenger RNA, 10596 nt
Organism: Cuculus canorus (common cuckoo)
Lineage: Eukaryota; Metazoa; Chordata; Aves; Cuculiformes; Cuculidae
Gene: HELQ
Product: helicase, POLQ like
Exons: 18
Coding region: 122-3265 (1047 amino acids)
Molecular function (GO): ATP binding; nucleic acid binding
Source: RefSeq, a predicted model, not a curated record